AACAGCAGGCCCUCCAGCGAGCAGACAGGUCUCGUGACACAUUCAACCCUUAGCCCUCUACAGCACAAGAUGGUGUUGGAGACAAAGGUUGACCCCCGAGUGAAUUAUGCACAACACAUUUCCUACUAUCGCACCCAGGAUAUCAGUCGCAUCAAGAAAGCAUGGGUGACUGUGACGCGCGCAGAGCCAAUUUUCCGGACGGUCUUCACAGAAGGUGAAUCCGAUAUUAUUCAACAGGUGGUAACGGAGAGCCAAUUUCACUGGGAGGAACAGGCAGUUCGCACCUCACAGCAAGUCAAGAAUCUUCAGGAUGGCAUCAUCAGACGAACUGCUCUAGGUAUGUCCGUUUUGGUACUACACCACGAAGGGAUCGAGCUGCCACGCGGUGAAAGCAUGGUAGUGUGGACCACUCAUCGUGCUCUGUUGGAUGGGUUCUCAAGUCUCCUAUUGUUGAAGAAGCUGGACCUGGCACUUCAAGGACACGAAAUCAAACCCUCUAUUCCUUUUGCGCAAACAGGAAAAGAUCUGCACCAGCUCCGAGAACGGAUAAAGAAUGAGGCAUCGAGGUUCUGGGAAGAUCGUCAAAACGAGCUGUUAGAGUCCAAAGGCGAAUUCAAUAUUCCUGAUACAGUGUCCCAGGAGAGCCGUGGCCCGGUGAAUAUCGAGUAUGUGCACCCGGAACCUGUGGACCGAGUGCAACUGAACCAGAGCGCAAAACGAUUGGACGUAACCUCGGCCUCGAUUGUACACGCCGCUUGGGCCUUGCUGGUUUCACUGUAUUCUAAUUCCAGCCAGGUGAUGUUUGGGAUGGUGCUCUCGGGCCGGGACUUGCCUUUCACCUGGGCCCCGUCUGUGAUCGGCCCUUUAAUCAAUCAGCUACCCUACAAUUGCGCAAUCAAAAGACAAAUGGCCGUGUCUGACUUCGUCCAGCGCGUUCAUAAGGACAUUCGUGACUACGCGCGAUUUCAGCUUUGUGAGAGCCCCGUGGGCACCCCGCCAAUUACCACCAUGCUCGUGGUGCAGGACACCGACAUGCGCAGGCCAUCAGUGAUCCUGCCCCCAUUGCGUGAACCACGCAUGAGAGAAUCUACCAGCCUUCCCCUUGUCAUGGAGGUGCAAAGAGCAGGCGAGAUGCGCCUUGUGUAUCGUAGUGAUCGGUUCACAGCUCCAAUAAUACAGGACGUGGCGGCCAUCUUUCAAAACAUCGUCCACCUUCUUACCAGCACCGAUGACCGUCUUACUGUAGGGCAUUGCCUUCACCACAGCCUCCCGCCGCCCAUGCAUCACACUCUCCUGCAGCUGGGUAAUACCGAUCGACCAAAAUCACGAGUGACCAACACUGGGCCGACCCUCGGCAGCAUUUUCCGGAAGACAGUGAGUCAGCAUCCCGACCUCAUCGCUGUAACAAAGGACACAAUUUCCAUAACUUAUCGCCAACUACUGGACUCGGCUCAGCGCGUGGCUUUUGCCGUCCUCUCGCAUGCGCGCCCGGGAGAUGUCGUUGCUGUGAUCGCUGAUCGAUCCAUCAACUGGAUUAUUGGAGUUUGGGCUGCGGUGCUGGCUAACACGGCCUAUUGCCCAAUUGAUGCUUCAUUUCCUAUCGACUACCAGGUAUCACUGGUAAAGCAAAGCCGUGCCCCUCUAGUGUUAUUUCCAUCAUCAGAGCAACGAAGACGAGGGCGAUUCCAAGGCGUGACAGCUGUUGCAACUGAGGAUAUUCUACAGACCGCCAAAAUCCGCAUUAUGAGAUCGUGGCCGACACAAAAACCAAGUGAUGUGGCAUACGUCUGUUUUACCUCUGGGUCGACUGGGGUUCCCAAAGGUGUAAAGUGUCUUCAUCGGGGAUUAGUAGCCCUUCAAUCCCGCGAGGAAUAUCGAAUCUUCAGCCGACCGGGACGUCGGAUCGCCCAAUUUCUCUCUCCUGGCUUUGGAGGUUGCGUAUUCGAGGUCUUUGGUACUUUGUGUUAUGGAGCCACUUUGGUGCUACGAGCAAAGGACGAUGAUAUGUUGUCACACCUGGGCCAGGUGGACGCCACCAUUCUUACCCCAUCCGUUGCCGCCGAAAUGGUUCCCUGGCACUUUCCUAACAUCAAAUUUGUCUAUUUUGCUGGCGAACCGGCCACAGAGCCCAUUGUCGCCCGCUGGUGGUCCCCAGAGCGGCAGCUGUACAAUGCUUACGGCUCCACCGAGGCUACGGUUAUGAAUACCCUAGGCCGACUAGCCCCCGAUUUGCCAAUAUGCUUGGCUAGUCCAGUCCCGUCCUCCCGGCUGUAUGUAUUGAACGAUGACGGGGAUCUUGUUCCACCAAAUACGGUCGGACACAUCAACAUUGCGGGUGUGCAGGUGAGUGAUGGAUACAUCAAUACGACAUCGCCAAAACAGAACGAAUUCCAGCAAGACCCUUUUGUUGAUGGACACGAAAGAAUGUAUCGCACCGGAGAUUUGGGCCACUUUGACCACGAGGGCAAUCUUUGGUACUGCAGCCGCAAAGACCGCCAGGUGAAGGUCCGCGGAUAUCGAGUGAACCUCGACGAUAUCGCGCAUGCAGUCUACCGCCUGGUGCCCACAGUCCGCAAAGCCGUGGCGGUUCUGCGUGAAGAUGGUACCAUCGUGCUCGUUGUGUGCCCGGAGAGGGUGGAUGAGGCUGGUAUUCGUGAAGCCUUGCGCACCGCCCUACCGCCUCAUUAUCAGCCCUCUCAGAUACAGAUACUGGAUAAAAUGCCGAUGACGAAAAAUGGGAAGAUGGAUCUACAAGCACUGAAGAAGGUCAACCCCAGGAGAGACUCCGGGUCGAAACCGGACAUGCGAAUCCACCCACUCAAUGGAACGGCAAGAGCUAUAGCUGAAGCCUGGAAACGCAUUUUAAGCCUCGAGCCCUCCGCUAAUUUAAACGGAGAAGAUGAUUUUUUUAAACUCGGCGGAGACUCAAUCUCAAUGCUCAAACUGGCACGCGAGCUGAACGACACCUUUCAGAUUCGGGUGACGGUGCGGGAUGUCGUGUUGCGGUCUGUCCUGCGGGAUCUUGCGGCCUUGAUCGAUGCCCUGCCCAAGGCUUCACUCAGCCCAGAGGGGGCCCAAGGGAAGAGCACCAGGCGCCUAGGAAUCACCGAGUUGUCUCCUCCGGAAACAUUGUGGGUGCACUACUACACCACCUCUAAAUGUCAAAGCGCGUUUAAUGUUCCAUUCUAUGCCAGCCUUUCGCCACGUGUUGAUCUCCACAGGCUCGCCUCGAGCGUGGAGGAGACACUAAAUCGACACCGCAUCUUGCGGACUCGCAUCAAGAGGACUCGUAACGGGAACAUGCGCACCAUCUCGGACCAGCGCAUCGAGGUGGCAUAUGAGACGACCAUCGAUGUAGGGGAAUGGAUCAGUGAGCCGUUCCAACUUGGACAAGGCUUGGUCCGAGCUGCCAUGACCAAAGAUACAUUGCUUCUCAAUUUCUCUCAUCUACUCUGUGACAAUGACACCCUGACACAUCUCCUGCAGGAGAUUGGGAACUUGUAUCACGGUAAACGAGUACCUGCUGUGAAGCGUGAAUACUUCGACGAGGAACCCUGGUCCUUCCCGGUGCCACUGCCGAAAGAGUUAGAAGCCUUCUGGUGUGCCCAUCUAACGGGCCUUGAGGUUCCACGUUCUCUAGCGGCGCAGCGAGCCCGUUCUUACCGUGGAGCCUCCGUGCAAUCCAUAAUCCCCGCAUCCUCAGCAAAACGUCUCCGGGAGACCUGUGCGGAUUGCCAUGUAUCGCUGCGACAUUUUGCCCUAGCUGUUGUAGCGAUCACUUUGCAGACACUGGCCAAUACCCGAGACGUCGUACUCGGAUGCCCAUACAUCAACCGUUCCAAUGACGCAGGCGCAGACACGACCGGACUCCACCUGGAGCCGCUGCCUCUUCGCUUCAGGGUGGCAGAUUCCUCAGAAUCAACGCAGACAGUUGAAAAUCUACUGCGGGCUGUGGGAACGACAGCGCAGUCCGCCGUAGCGCAUGCAGUCCCGUGGCAUGCGUUGCUAGCGCUGUUGGGACUCCCAUUUCCCUCCACUCACUCAGCCGUUUUUGACUGCGCCGUCACGUUUCGAGAGGAGCGCAGUGUUGAGGAUGGCCAGCAGCUCCCGGACAUCGAUGGAUUGGUGCCUCACCCAGUCUCGCCCGAUGGCGCGAUCUUUGCUCUCCUGUUCGAGUGGCGUUUCACGGCCGAUGAGCAGGGGGUGUCGCUGCGGCUCGGAUAUGACACGGAUCUUCUGACUCCU
Molecule: messenger RNA, 4245 nt
Organism: Aspergillus aculeatinus CBS 121060
Lineage: Eukaryota; Fungi; Ascomycota; Eurotiomycetes; Eurotiales; Aspergillaceae
Gene: gliP
Product: nonribosomal peptide synthetase gliP
Exons: 4
Biological process (GO): amino acid activation for nonribosomal peptide biosynthetic process; secondary metabolite biosynthetic process
Cellular component (GO): cytoplasm
Molecular function (GO): catalytic activity; phosphopantetheine binding
Source: RefSeq, a predicted model, not a curated record